Messenger RNA from Heterocephalus glaber (naked mole-rat), 8086 nucleotides. Lineage: Eukaryota; Metazoa; Chordata; Mammalia; Rodentia; Bathyergidae. The record is from RefSeq and is a predicted model, not a curated record.
AGAACUAAAUAUAUUUGUGAGUGUGUGUGUGUGUGUAAAUUAUACAGAUAGUUUGUGUGCGUCCUGUUCCUCCUGACUAAGCUGAUAUUAUCAGUCAAGUCUUCAAGUCUUCAUUGGUAGGUGUCUACAGAGGGCUUUGCUCCCUUUGGAUGACCUCUUCAAACUGCCAGAAAAUCUAAAACAGGUUAUGUACAGAAGAGCAUGCCAUUGAGGGUCAAUGCAUGUUGCCAUAGGAAGUGACCAAGAAGAAAUUAGAAUGUACAGAGGAAGGAAGAGUGGAUGCAAAGAGAACGGGGCUGAGAAUGAGGAAUCCUGGAUUCUGGUCCCUUUGGCCCUAACUAACCGGUCUAACUAACUGAGAAGAAGGGGAGUGGUGAUGCAGGACAAGAUGAAGAGCAGUGGCUUCAGAAUUGUCAGGGAUGCUCUGAUGUUGCCACCUCUCAUCAAGUUGAUCACAAGGACAGAGAGAGAAGACUGGACCAGAGAGGAAGUGGACUGGGAAUGCUGCCGGGGGCACAGGAAUCACAGUAUUCUCCUGAAUGCCUCUUCUCCAUGUCAUUGCAUGGAUGUUAUUUUCUCAUGGCAAAAGGCAUGUAGGAGUUUGCUAUCUACCAUGCAAAACUAUUGCUGUGUACAAACAAGACUUUUGCCACAGAACUGAACAAGAUAUUAUUUCAUUCCAUUUUUGCAUCUUUUACUCUCCCUGCUUGUAGUCUUAGCUGUUUAGCCCUGGGAAUUUCAAGCUACAUUUGUUACUAUUAUUUUUGUGUACACUUUUCAAAAUGAUUGACUUAAGCUUUCUGACGGAAGAGGAACAAGAUGCCAUUAUGAAGGUUCUCCAGCGGGAUGCUGUCCUGAAGAGGACUGAAGAGGAGAGAGUCAGACAUUUGCCUGAAAAAAUUAAGGAUGACCAGCAGCUGAAGAAUAUGAGUGGACAAUGGUUUUAUGAAGCUAAAGCAAAAAGGCACAGAGAAAAAAUCCAUGGUGCAGAUAUCAUCAGAGCGUCCAUGAGAAAGAAGAGGCUUCCAAUGGCAGCUGGACAGAGUAAGGACAAAGCAAUCAGGGCAAAGCAAAGCUGGGUGAAUAAUGUCAACAAAGAUGCUUUCCUUCCCCCAGAGCUAUCUGGUGUUGUAGAAGAGCCAGAAGACAAGGCAGCCCCUGCAAACCCAAGUUCCAGUGCAGUGAAUCCAGCUUCCUCUGUGAUGAAUAUGUCCCAGGAAAAUACAAGGAAAGCACCUUUGUCUCCAGCCAAGCAAAGGAAGAAUCCAUUUAACAGCUCCAAGUUGCCAGAAGAUCACUUAUCUCAACAAACCAAAAAUGAGCAGUCAGAAAAUGGAAGCACUGGUUUACUUCAGAUUUCAAAAGAGGAUGAAUUGUCAGAGUCAAAAGAAAGGUCAUCUACCCAAGAUAUGUCAAGCCAGAACUUAGAGAAAUCAAAGCAGAUUGUGCCAGCAGAUCCUGCAAAUGGAUCCCAAAUCAAGGCUCCAAUCCCCAAAGCCAGAAAAUUGAUUUACAAAUCAAAUGAUGUAAAGCAAGAUGAUAACCAGUCUUUUCUUAGACAAAGGAUAGAUUCCCUGAAUGCCAGGGGGGCUCCUAGGGGGAUCCUCAAACGAAACUCCAGUUCCAGUAGCACAGACUCUGAAACUCUUCGUUUCAAUCACAACUUUGAACCCAAAAGCAAAACCGUGUCACCUGGAGUUACCAUCCAUGAGAGAAUUUCUGAGAAGGAGCAUUCUUUAGAAGAUGACCCUUCCCCAAACUCACUGGAGCCAUUAAAGCAUGUGAGAUUCUCUGCAGUAAAAGAUGAACUUCCUCAGAGUCCUGGGCGAAUCUGUGGCCGGGAAGUGGGAGAAUUUAGUGUUUUAGAGCCUGACAGUUUGAAGACUGGAACAGAAGAUUCAGGGAACAUAGAUGAGCUUUGGGAUGACCCCAAACCCCCCCAGUACAAAAAGCCUCUGCCUUUUCAUCAGUCAGCCUCAAGUCCAAGUGCAUCAAAAAAUGAAACAUAUCUCCCAGUGACUUCUGGUUCUGUUCCAAAUGAUGGGCUCCAGUCUCUAUCGGAAGUUCUAAAUGCAGAACCACGGUCCACUGAGAAUUCACCCACCAUCAUCUGUGAACACCAAGCUAAAUCAUCAGAAUUAACAAAGCUUGAGUCAGAAUUGUCCCCAAACCCUGCUGAUGAAUUGUCUCAUUGUGUUGAGCCUGAGCCAUCUCAGGUGCCAGACUGCAGUUCUAGAGACCAUCAGCAAGAUGACACAAGUCUAAAAGAAAAUGGCUCAAAAGCCCUGUCACCUACCAAAGUUAAACUGAAGCCUGUAAGAUCUGAUUUGACAUUUCAAGUAGAAAGAAAGAAGCUGCUUUUUGAAGAGUUCCAAGAUAAUGAUGCAAAUAUCAUAUCCAAAUAUAUGAAUUUGUCUCAAGAAGACACCUCAAAAGAAGGUCUGGGUGUACUGCAACCACUUGAAAGCUAUCGUGCUUUAAGUCAAGAGAAUAAAAAUAUGGACUAUAGCCAAGGUUCAAAAAGCAUAGGAAAAGGAAAUGGGGUACCUCACUCAACCAGUAACUACUUCUACAAUGUUCUCGAAGGAUCUGAUAUAGAAGUCCAAGUUCCAUACAACACUAAGAAUAUUGGCAACUUUGGUAAAGAUGAACCCAAGCUUCUUGAUCAUGAAAAAAAUAAAGGAAACUCAGAAGUCAGUUUUGACUCAACAGUUGUCCAAGAGUCAAAUUUGAAAGACAACAUGAAAGCAGAGAGAAAGGGCAAAGAGGAAAAUACUUCCAUUCUGGAAACUUCCUUAGAGACAGAGAAUAGUGAGUUGCUACCUAGGGCUGCCGACAAUAGAUCUUGGAAGAAGCCUGAGGUCCAGCUCCAUCAGGAAGCUGGUGAGGUUCCCAAGAACCAAGUGGAAAGAGAGAAAUACAAAAGAGUGAGGGAAAGAAUAUCCUUUUGGGAAGGGGAGAGAGAAGCUGCUGCUAAAUUAACUCAUAAAGAACCCACAUCUUCAGGUAGCCAGGAACAACCUUCUGCUAAAGCACUGCAGCCUGAGAUGUCACAGGGUGUAUCCAUGGACAGUUUAUCGACAGGCCAGAAUGAAUUUACUCAAGUCAUUGCCAAACUAGUGGUCCUUGAUGAAAAUGAUCAAGCAUCCCAUCUCCCCAGUUUUUACUCCUCAAAUAAACCUAAAGAGAUCAGGCCCCAAAUAUCAUCAGGUCCAUCCAAAAACUGUUCUUCAACUGACCAAUCAGAUAAAGUGCCUCUGUUUCAUAAUGAAAUAAAUGAACAUAUAAAAAGAUGGCCAGUGGAAGACAGUUUGCAUUCUAAAAGAGACAUUACUUUACCAGUACUGCAACAUCCAUCAAAUAUUGAGAGUGAAAAGUGUACUUCUUUGAAGAAAGACAAAUUUCUAAUUGGUGAAUCAAGUGCCAACUUCAAAGUUAUGUCCUUAAAAGAAAGAAUGGAUGAACCCUAUACAGAACACGUCUAUCAUUACUCUCAGUUUGAGAAUUUGAAAAAGUUUUGGAACUUAGGAACUAAUUCAAACAGUAAGGAUAAUUAUGAGGUGGAUACUACAAGCCCCAAAACUCCUGUGGCUUUUAAUAGCCCAAAACACAAGAAAUUAAGUGACACUAAAUCAUCAGGAAAAAAUACCCAUAAAACAGAGGCACUUCUAAGCCAAAGAAACAUGGCAGGAGAAGAAAUGGAGAAAUUAAACACAAAGGGCAUAUUCCAGGUGCUACCAGAUGACACCACAUUUACUUUAGAAUCAUCCAGAAAGUUCACUCAUCAAUUGGCAGGGAAUGACUCAUCAAAGAAAAAUUGGGAAAAGAAUAUGGAAUGGUUUGUUACUCCAGUGCUUAAGGAAGAAAAACAUUGUUCAGAUGAAGAGAUUCAAGAAUCUAUAGUGAAAACAAGUAUUGUGUCUAAAGACUACAAAGAUACUUUUAAUGACAGCUUACAGAAGCUCCUUUCAGAAGCUUCGUUGCUAGUAAUCCAACCUUCUGGUGGAAAAGUUUGUGGAAAGCAACUACUUGAACCAGGUGUUUCUGAAGAUAGGAAAUGGGUUCAAAAGACAGACUUUUCUGAUAAUGUACAAGAAGCCAAAGGACCUACAGAGAUCCCUAAUGAGCAUGCAGACAAAGCAAUAGUACCAAGUCUAGACAAGCUCCUUAAAGAAGCAACUGGAACUUCACACUCUUCCUUGCAAACUAAGAUGGAACCUGUUACCACUACAACCAACUUGCAGCCUAAUGAAAAGGAGAUAAAAGAAAAUCACAACACUUUAUUCUAUCAGAGAGAAAUAACACUUCCUUUUCCAGAGGGUGAUAAAACUUCAGGAAAUGUAGCUCUCACCCAGAAAGCUGAAAGUGAUGAAUACCAGUUAAACAAAGAGAAUUUGUUUCAGAUGACUGCAGAAGGUUCUUCUGCACUGGCCCAGCCUUCACAUCUUCAUGGAAGAGGUUCUUUUGAGGAUGUGGCCAACUUUCCACAAGAUAUGACUUUUUCCAGGGAUGCUCAUCUUGCUCACCAAGAUAAGGCAUUGUCUUCUCAAAGGGAAAUUUCAGAGACCAUGAAGAGAGUCAUUCUUCCACCCAAACUGUCACUGAAUGAUGUAAAUGAUACAUUACAGAGGCUCCUUAGAGAAGUUUCCUUGAGUUAUCCAUCUGGGAGGGAAAUAGGUCCUGGAGAUAUGAAAGCAGAUUUUUCUGAAGGAGUGCAAACAGCAAGUAACCCUCCAAAUCCUCUGGAAGUGAUUCCACCAGGGACUGCAGUGGAUACCAUUGUUCCAGACAGGAAGGAUUUUCAUACCUUCACUGUACUUCCUGAUGAAGCUCAUGAAGAUGGAUCACAUUUAGCUCCCCAAAUGUUUCCAUCAGAACAGCUCAUUAACUCAUCUGUUUCCAUUGUGGCUCAGUGUGGCAAAGAGCAACCUCAGGAAGUAGCAGAAAUUGUGAGGGAAACAAUUAUUCAGCCAAAAUCAGAGUACCUCAAAUUCAGUAUUCACUUAGAAAACCUACUUGAGGAAACACUACAAACCACCCCCUCAAAAUAUGGAAAGGAUACAGGAACCCUUUCUCUAUCAGAGUUUAUAGGGAGUACUGAGGAACCCAAGCAAGCUGCUUCUGAAUUCCAUCCUGAGGAAAUACAAGAAACAAUAGAAAAGGCUGAGGCUCUGUUAAUAACUGAGAGUGCUUUUGAUACUGGGUUUGAGAAACUUCUUAAAGAAAUAUCUGAGGUUCCUCUUUAUCAGUUCCAGGUGUCAAUGAAGGAAGAAACUCCUGAGAAAGAGUCCUCAGGGUCAGAGCAAGCUAGCUUCUCUGACACAAUGCCCCAUUUUUACUGGGCAACCUUGGGGAGCUUGGAAACAAAGGAUAAAAGUGGUUUGAAAUCUCAGGUCAACCAGUGUGAUAAGGUGUUGGGAGGAGAUGAAGCUGUGACUGAUUUAUUAGUAGAUCUUUGUGGUUCCACAAGUAGUAGGGUUGAGAUCUCUGGAACUCCACAACUUUAUGUGGAUCAUGAAAUAGAAACCAGGGACAGUGAAAGAGAUAUCACAGAGGGACAAGGGGAUUUUCAGAAACCUGACUUUGAAGAGGCUCCUGAAGCAAUUGAUGUCUUCAAAAAUAAGCAACCUAUUCUCCUGACAAACAAAAAAAACCCUACAAAAAUAAGUAAAGUUGAAUUGAUGCUAGCAUCAUCAUAUAAGAGACAAGACAAAGAACAAGAAAAAGAAGGUUUCUCUGAUUCUGAUUUUUCAGAUGGAAACACCAGUUCUAAUGCAGAAAGUUCGAGAAAUACCUCCAGUUCAGAAGAAGAACCCAAUCCUGUUUUGAAAACUUUGGAAAGGAGUGCUGCUAGAAAAAUGCCUUCCAAAAGUCUAGAAGACGUUUCAUCAGACCCAUCAAAUCAAGCAAAAGUAGAUAAUCUGCCAGAAGAAUUAGUACAUAGUGCUGAAGAUGAUCAAAAAGCAGAUCAGGAACCAGAUACAAAUGAAUGCACACCAGGAAUUUCUACAGUGCCUUCACAACCUGAUGAUCAGUUUUCCCACCCUGACAAACUCAAAAGGAUGAGCAAGUCUGUUCCAGCAUUUCUACAAGAUGAGAGUGAUGACAGAGAAACAGAUACAGCAUCAGAAAGCAGUUACCAGCUCAGCAGACACAAGAAGAGCCCAAGCUCUUUAACCAAUCUUAGCAGCUCCUCUGGCAUGACAUCCUUGUCUUCUGUGAGUGGCAGUGUGAUGAGUGUUUAUAGUGGAGACUUUGGCAAUCUGGAAGUGAAAGGAAAUAUUCAGUUUGCAGUUGACUAUGUGGAGUCACUGAAGGAACUGCAUGUUUUUGUGGCCCAGUGCAAGGACUUAGCAGCAGCAGACAUUAAAAGACAGCGUUCGGACCCAUAUGUAAAGACCUACUUGUUACCGGACAAAGGCAAAAUGGGCAAGAAGAAAACACUCGUAGCAAAGAAAACCUUGAACCCUGUGUUUAACGAGAUAUUGCGGUAUAAGAUUGAAAAGCAAAUUUUAAAGACACAGAAGCUGAAUCUGUCUGUUUGGCAUCGGGAUACAUUUAAGCGUAACAGUUUCCUAGGGGAGGUGGAACUUGAUUUGGAAACUUGGGACUGGGACAACAAACAGAAUAAACAAUUGAAGUGGUACCCUCUGAAGCAGAAGACAGCACCAGUUGCCCUUGAAGCAGAAAACAGAGGUGAAAUGAAGCUAGCUCUCCAGUAUGUUCCAGAGCCAAUUCCUGGUAAAAAGCUUCCAACAACUGGAGAAGUGCACAUCUGGGUGAAGGAAUGCUUUGAUCUUCCACUGCUAAGGGGAAGCCAUCUAAAUUCUUUUGUUAAAUGUACCAUUCUUCCAGAUACCAGUAGGAAAAGUCGCCAGAAGACAAGAGCUGUAGGGAAAACCAACAACCCCGUCUUCAACCACACCAUGGUAUAUGAUGGGUUCAGGCCUGAAGAUCUGAUGGAAGCCUGUGUAGAGCUCACUGUCUGGGACCAUUACAAAUUAACCAACCAGUUUUUAGGAGGUCUUCGGAUUGGCUUUGGAACAGGUAAAAGCUAUGGGACUGAAGUAGAUUGGAUGGAUUCCACUUUGGAGGAAGUUGCUCUCUGGGAGAAGAUGGUAAAUUCCCCCAACACUUGGAUUGAAGCCACACUGCCCCUCAGAAUGCUUUUGAUUGCCAAAAUUUCCAAGUAAGCUCAGAGUCUACUGGCUUCUCCAUUGAAAAUUACUACAUAGAUGGAACCUGAUCUUGAAAAUCUGACUAUGUGGACAAAAAUCUUCACUUUCUAUCUGUCACUCCUGAUGAACACUACUACACAGCACAUUAGUCAAUGUGCAUGUGUUUAUUUGAUUAAAAGGCCCAAGGGAUUUAAAUAAUGACAAGAUGUGCGGCUUGUGAUUCCAACAUUAAAGAAGAUAUGUGACCAAGCUAGGAAAACCUAACUGUUGCUGCUUCUUCAAAGAAAAAGCUGCCAAGAAAUACUGAAUCUGGGUUAUUUUCAACAGGAAAAUUUUCUAGUUUGCCAUUGUGUUUCAUACCCCAAUCUUGUGUUCCAGUUAAGUCCUUCUCCUUGAUUAUUGAAAAAUGUAGGACUUGUAAAUAGGGAGAAAAAUAUAAUAGAAAGUUAUUCCUGGGAUGGGGCAGGGGGAAGAAUAUCAAUGAUGACAAAGAAUUAUAUAGUAAAACAAGUAUAUACUCAGUAAUCGCCAAGAAAAAAUGGAAUUUCAUGUUAGGGCAAUAAGACUGAUUUACUGCAUUUAUUUUUGCCUUCCAAAACUGCUCUCCCUGGGCCAGGGACUUAGCUCAGUGGUUCCACUGCCUGCCUCACAAGCUCAAGGUCCCAAGUUCAAUCCCCUUUUCCUGGGCUCAACUGUACUUUGGUGCCACCCACUGGCUAAAGUAGAAUUCAGUUCUUGGCUUAUUUGGGCUUAAUUCUAUCCUAAAAUAGGUCUGUAUUUUAUAAUAAAAUAUGUUUAAAAAAACUUGCAUAAUAUGAUUGUUUUUCUUACAGCUUUACUAUAUGAACGCAGCAUAAGGGUAGUCACAGAUAUGCUUUGCACAAAGUUUAAAUUAGAAUAUAAAUUGU